Carassius carassius (crucian carp) is the source of this 2301-nucleotide messenger RNA. Its product is annotated as noelin-3. The transcript is spliced from 6 exons. The coding region runs from base 361 to 1734 and encodes 457 amino acids. The record is from RefSeq and is a predicted model, not a curated record. NCBI's taxonomy places the organism in Eukaryota, Metazoa, Chordata, Actinopteri, Cypriniformes, Cyprinidae. Gene Ontology annotation, biological process: signal transduction.
AAUGACCAAAGUGUUGCGUACAUUUGGAACUAUGGCGUGUUGACUCCACAGUAAGCCGCGUACACUCAGCAACGUUGCUCAACAAGUUAACGUUUGGAAUAAUCAAAUGAUGUCACAUCCGCCGUGAAGGUCUCCGUGGUAGUGUCGGAUGGUCACUAGCGCACUGUCUGCUGAAUCCUCAUGCGCGUGCGGUCGGAACUUUGGACAGUGCGCGCCCAGUAUUGGCUGCACGAGGGAGCUGGCGCGGAGGAGCAGCACGGUAAUGAAUGUGGAUCUAUCCGCCCUGUUCUGUUCGGGCAUCAUCUGCCACGCCGAGGACGCGAUAUUAACGCCAGAAAAGUGCGAUAGAGUCGUGACAGCAUGAUUCUUCUGUUCGGUGCGUUAAAUCCCCUGCUUUUCCUCAUCGUCUUCGGACUGUAUCCAUCCAUGACAAUUGGUCCCAAGGAAGGAUGGCAGGUGUAUAGUUCGGCACAGGAUGCCGACGGACGCUGUAUCUGCACUGUGGUCGCACCGGAACAAAACCUCUGCUCCAGGGAUGCCAAGAGCAGACAGCUCCGACAGCUGCUGGAGAAGGUGCAGAACAUGUCUCAGUCAAUUGAAGUCCUGAAUCUGCGUACACAGCGCGAUUUCCAGUAUGUCAUGAAAAUGGAAAAUCAAAUGAAAGGGUUACGGACCAAGUUCCUGCAAAUUGAAGAGGACAGGAAAACUACAAUGGCUAGAAACUUUCAGGAGCUGAAAGAUCGUAUGGAUGAACUCCAGCCAUUGAUUCCUGUGUUAGAGCAGUACAAAACAGAUGCUAAGCUGAUCUCACAGUUCAAAGAGGAAAUCAGGAAUCUGUCUGCCGUGCUGACGGGCAUCCAGGAGGAGCUGGGAGCUUAUGACUAUGAGCAGCUCUAUCAGAGAGUCCUCAGCUUGGACAGCCGUCUACGAAACUGCAUGAGUAAACUCACAUGUGGGAAAUUAAUGAAAAUCACUGGCCCUGUGACUAUAAAGACAUCUGGAACGCGGUUUGGUGCAUGGAUGACCGACCCUCUAGCAUCUCCAAGAAAUAACCGGGUUUGGUAUAUGGACACUUACACCAACAGCAAGGUGGUUCGAGAGUACAAAAGCAUCGCAGACUUUAUCUCCGGCCUGGAAUCGCGAACCUAUUACCUUCCCUUUAAAUGGGCUGGAACCAACCAUGUGGUCUACAACGGCUCUCUGUACUACAACAAGGAGCAGAGCAACAUCAUUGUCAAAUACAGCUUCGAGUCUGGACGGGUUCUCGCCCAGCGUGCCUUGGAGUACGCCGGCUUCCACAACGUCUACCCCUACACCUGGGGAGGCUUCUCAGACAUCGACCUGAUGGCGGACGAGCUGGGUUUGUGGGCUGUAUAUGCCACCAAUCAGAACGCAGGAAACAUUGUGAUUUCUCAGUUAGAACCGCAGACACUGGAAGUUCUCCAGACGUGGAACACGGAAUACUCCAAAAGGAACGCAGGUGAGUCCUUCAUGAUCUGCGGCACACUCUACAUUACAAAUUCUCACCUGACCGGAGCCAAGGUGUAUUAUUCCUACAACACAAAGACCUCGACGUACGAGUACAUUGACAUCCCGUUCCACAACCAGUACUUUCACAUCUCCAUGCUCGACUACAAUGCUCGAGAACGGGCACUUUAUGCCUGGAACAAUGGACAUCAGGUCAUUUUUAACGUCACGCUUUUUCAUGUCAUCAAAACGGAAGACGACUCCUAAUGGACUUCUGGAUAAAAGAAAGAAGGACGAUUCAGUUUAAACUUAUGCUGUUAUUUUCUACUCAUUUAUGGUUCUUUUCCCAAAGUUAAUGAGAUAUAUUGCCUUUACUCCACCAUAGACUGACGUCUGAGUCGAACAUCACCUUGCUGUGACUGAUGACACAUGAAGACUUGAUGAUGCAACGCCAUUACAAACAGAAUGAUUUGAAGUUCUUUUAUUUAUCUGCUCAUAGAUGCUCUAAAAGUUGGGCCUUACUUGCAAUAUUUCACAACGUGAGCCACAGACGAAUUGCUCUACUGCAUGAAUGUCUGAUUCUUUCGCCAUUUGUUAUCCGUAAUGUGGUCUUUGUAUAUCAGAAAUUCCAUUUUUCUUAUCUAGUGACGUGUUUUUGGCAACUUUGAUUUCUCCAGACUCUCCUGGUAACCUAAUGCUGUGUCAAGUUUAGUCGUACAAACUGUAGAGCCCUGAAUAUGAACCUAUGUAAACGAUUAUAAAAUUAAUUGUCACUGUGAGAGGAAAUAUUUUAUAUUAAAUCUAGAACAAAACAAUAAAUCAACUCAAACCAAA